This is a messenger RNA of Prorocentrum cordatum, 961 nucleotides long. NCBI's taxonomy places the organism in Eukaryota, Dinophyceae, Prorocentrales, Prorocentraceae. The record is from the annotation of a GenBank genome assembly.
CUCAGAAUCGCCGCAAGACCUUCUUCGCGACCAUGGUCAACCAGGUUAGACGUGCGGCCCAGCUGGGCGUGGCCUUCGGCUCCGCAGGAAUCGACGAGUGACGUGUCGGACGAUUCAGAACCCGAGCUUGUGUUGGAGUGCAACGGCCUCUUCAUCGACUCCUUGCACCGGCUGUUGCGUGUCCUGAUGAGCCAGCUGCAUCACACGCGCGUGCGCAACUUCGUCGCCGACACAAUAGCCAACAUCGACCUCGAGCUCGGCGAGGAGGACGACCUGUCCGAUGACGAGCAGGAGGAGAGCACGCGUGGAAGGACACGUCCACGUUCCGGGUCGCCACCGACAUCGCCGCGGCCGAGAGGCUGACCUCGACCGUGCAAGGACAUCGAGGCCUUCUGGAGGCAAAUACAUGGGCGGGCCUGGCCAGUGAGGGUCAGUACGACGUGGACGGAACCUAUUCGGCUGCCAUCUGCAGGCCUGCAGACGCCUCACGCGGCUCGCGCGUCCGCGACGGCGGAGGGGCUGCCGAUGCAGAAGCCUCGUCUCGCGCGGUACGCGACGGAGGUCGUGCUGCAGCUCCGACGGUCGAGGGCUGUGCUCAACAAGGCAGACGCGUGGGUCGCGCACUACUGCCCCAGGAGUAUCAUCGGCCUGCAGCACAAGAACGACCUCCGCAGGGACGUCCUCGGUACUGUGCCAUCGAGCCCCAGUCGGACGAGAUGUGCGUCUCGCAGUAACGUUUCGUCUCCGAUGUCUCCCGGCGGCGAGAGCCGUUGCGACAGGAGGGCACACAGAAGAGAAGACGGGAUCAUCAAGGUCGGCGCCGGCUACUCCUAUGACCCACCCUCAACGCUGCAAGUGCGGAAUAGUGGCAGGUGUUUUUUUGAUAGUUGUCCGUGCGAUAUUUGCCGACACCGCGCGUUUAGCUUGCACGUUUACAUGGAAACAAGGUACACCAGCAGGU